UCGUGGGUAAGGAAGGAAUAAUCUGCGGUUGUUAUACAAUUUGCGAAGCUUUUAGGGUUUGGAUGAACUGGGGGAAGAGAUAGAGGGGCGGAGUGCAAAUAAUGAGCGGCGAAUGGGACUAUAAAAGGGCGUUCGAGUCCCGGGGUGUGGCGGAAUUGCCGUUUUGAGCGACUGUACGGUACGUCAAUGGAGAGCGAGGGUUUCGACGUGGAGGAGUGGGACGCUGACUUCCUGGACCAGCUCGUGCAGGCGGAGGAACUAGCGUUGUCAACUCAGGCUUCUCUCCAGCAGCAGUAUCCAUGUGUGCCGCCGGAACCGCCGCGGCCGCCGGUGUGUGACGUCAGCUAUUCGCCUCCUCGAGAGCUCUCUCAGCGAGUCCCGGAAGUCCCCUGUGCGGGGGGAGGUAUUGAUUCUUUUGAUGCUUUUGCGCCUCGCGAGACCAACUCUGCCAAGCAGCAGGAGAUUGAUAGGCUCAAGAAGGAGCUCGAUCGCGUUUCUAAGCAGCUCAAUGAUCUGGAGCAGGAAUGCUCAGAAGUUAAACGGGCAAGGGAUGAAAAGGAGGAGCAGCUAAAAGUUAUACAUUCACGGAUCGAAGCUGAAGCGAAAGAUGCUGAGUUUCAUCACACAGAAAGCACAUCGACGGACCGCUUGAUGGCUCCUGGGAGUUCUGCAGCGUGCCAGAAUGCUAAUUUAUCAAACAAUCAAGGACAAAAUGUAGGCCAUGAUGCAGUGGGGAUACAUUCCGAUAAAGCCACUGAAGAGAGCAGCUCAACUGGGCAAAAUGGCUAUUGUGUAUCUGAAAAGUUGAUCAAUCUGUGGAACUCACACGACCGAGAACUGGGAAAAGUAUUGGUUACAAAGUUGUUUGCAACUUGCGAAGCAGAUUUUCAAGUGCUGUUUGGAUACUUAAACUCUCCUCCAAAUAAUUCUGACAUGGUGCUGGCAAUUAAACAAUCUCCUGCUCAAUCCAUAGAAGCUGCAAAAGUAUCACAUUUAUACUCUGUAUUGUCCUUGAUAAGUAAUGGUGCCUCAAGAUUGGAGAAUUUGUUAGAAGCUUUAGUAGAUCUUUGCAAUCUGCAGAAUGUGGUUAUCAUUCAAAGAUCUCUCUGUGUCCUGCGGACGACUUUGAGCAAUUUCUUCACUAUGAAAAAAGAGUUUGGUCAAAGGGAAAAUGUUUUGUUUGAAGAAUCUUCCGCUGGAGACACUGUAGUCGAUGUGAAUGGAUGUGGAAAUUUGGAAAACAAAAACCAAUAUAUCAAAAAUCUAGCACAAAUAUUUAAGAAGGGCCAGAUUCCUGAUGGAGUGAAUUUCUUGAACAAUGAAAAUCCUGGCCGUGGUUUGUUUGAUCAUAGUUUCAGCACAUCUAUGUCUGUCACUUUUUGGGUUUCUUUAGUUGAGCGCAUGUGUCAAAUUGCUGUUAGCAACAAUAAAGAACAAAUACGGCAUGAGGUGCUUUUGAUCGUGAAUUUGAUUUUGAUGAGACAGAAUGGCUAUAUGGAAAGAGACAAGUUUGCUAGGGAAUUAGUAUUUCAAAGUUUAUCCCAAUUAUUGAGGAGAGAAGCUGGAGUUUCUGUGCAAAUCCAAGCUGUUCAUGCAGUUCAUCUGCUAUGCAACUGUCCUAAAGUUAUAGCUAUGCUUUCCUCUGGUUCUAAAGAAGAUAGAGAUCUUUCAAGCUCCAAGGAUAUCGAUGAGAAUAAUUAUUCUACUUUCCAAGAAUUGAACAAUAUCUUAACUGGCUUCGCUGACUGCUUGGCUUGCUAUGGAAGUUCAACUGCAGAGGAGAUGGUGCUACGAAGAAAUGCCAUUAUUUUUCUAGCUUUUUUAGGAUCGUCCGGAAGAUCUGGAUUUGAAAUUUUGCUACAUUUUCAGCUCCCAAAGGGCACACAUUUCCUUCAAAUCAUUUUGCAAAGCUUAACAUCAGAUUUGGAUCUCCAGGCAUCAAAGCCUACGCCAAGACCAGUCCUCCAUGAACAGUGGCUGCUCAUUCGGGAGGCGCUUAUUUUUCUGAACCGGCUCGUAUCACAUCCUCAGUACUCCGUCCCAGUCUUACAAGCAUUAACAAACACAAGAGAAAUGGCGAGCAUGACCGUGGACAUAGCCCACAGAUUGACCCAAAAAAGCAAGAUAUCCUGGCAGGACGAAAUCACAAGAAAGCAAACUAGGGAAUACGAGCUCGUGGACUUGGCUUGGGUCUUCAAGAAGAGAGUUUUUGCAUUCUUGGGAGACAACAUAUCAUGAUCAAACCGAGUCCAUCGAGCAUCAUUCCACAGCCAAUCAACCACCCAUCCUGUAUGUAUUUAGCCGCCAUUUACCCCC
Messenger RNA from Andrographis paniculata, 2316 nucleotides. Its product is annotated as protein SENSITIVE TO UV 2. Bases 187 to 2238 code for a protein of 683 amino acids. Gene Ontology annotation, biological process: DNA damage response. Lineage: Eukaryota; Viridiplantae; Streptophyta; Magnoliopsida; Lamiales; Acanthaceae. The record is from RefSeq and is a predicted model, not a curated record. The transcript is spliced from 12 exons.